AUUUUAUUUUUUAUUUUUAUUUUAUUUAUUUAUUUAUUUAUUUAUUUUUUCCUGCCAAUCUACUGCUCCACACUCCAGUCCAGUAGGUGAUGGUAAUGCACCAAAUCGUUGUUUGCCAACCACCAAUAAAGCUCAAAGAAGAAGAAGAAGAUAACCAACAGUGAACUCUUCUCUUCUCUGCAGCAUGUCUUCAGGAAGACCAGCUUGACUAUUUUCUGUCAUUUUGACCAGAAAGUGACUUUUUGUAGUUGGUGCUGCAGCCUUUAACCUUUAACCUUUGACCUCUAACCAGCAUGGAUGAGAACACUUUAAAGCAGCUGGUGAAGCUCACUCAGGAUGGACAGGUUGACUCUCUGCAGAGACUGAUCAGCAGCUCUGAGGUUCAGUCUGUCAGCAGGAGACACUUCGGUCGGUCUGGGGACACCCUGCUGCACUAUGCUGCCAGGAGAGGACACCUGGACAUGCUGCAGUAUCUCAUAAAGCAGGUGUGCAUGGAUGUGGAGCUGCACAACAACGACUACAAGAGGCCUCUGCACGAAGCUGCUUCCAUGAGCCACCAGGCCUGUGUUAGCUACCUGCUGCAGGAAGGAGCCAACGUGGACAGUCUGAAGAAAGCUGACUGGACUCCCCUGAUGAUGGCCUGCACCCGGAGAAACCUCGACGUGGUCCAGGAGCUGCUGUGUCACGGCGCCGACCCCGCUCUGAGAAACAAGGACGGCUGGAACUCCUUCCACAUCGCCUGCAGGGAGGGCGAUCCUCUGGUCGUACAGCACCUGCUUCUUGUCGCACCGGAAGUCUGGAGGACGGAGAGCAAGACGCGCAGGACGCCCAUACACACUGCAGCGAUGCACGGCUGUGAGGACGUUGUUAGGAUCUUGCUGGAGAGAUGUGGCUACGCCCCAGACAGCACCGACAGCUGUGGAGUCACUCCUUUCAUGGACGCCGUCAGGAACGGACACAUUUCCGUGGCCAGGCUGCUUUUAGAGAAGCACCGGGCCUCUGCAACUGCAGCUGACGUACUCGGGGCUCAGGCGGUGCACCAGGUUGCCGUCACCGGCCAGGAGGAGGCGCUGCGUUUCCUGGUGCGGGACCUAAACGUAGACGUGAAUCAGAGGGCGACUGACGUCCAGCUCACUGCCCUGCAUUACGCCGCAAAGGAGGGCCACACGUCCACCAUAAAAACUCUGCUGGAGUUGGGGGCAGAUCUUCAUGUUCGGGACAAAAAGGGAAGAACUGCUCUUCAUAUGGCCUGCAUCGGGCAGCACGCAGAUGCCGUUGGGACACUCUUGCAGCUCGGACUCCGAGACUCCGAGGAUGCGUGUGGCACCACGGCACGGCAGCAUGUCAGGAAAGCAGACGUAGUGCGUGUGUUUGAAUGUGGCUCACCAGAUCCAUCGUAACGUAACGUAACGUAACGUAACGUAACGUAACGUAGGGAUACAGAACACGGAAAAGAACCUGAAACAUUUAAUACGAUUAAAGUCAGUUGAGGUUGUGAAGAUUCCAAUAAAUCUUUACUUGU
This is a messenger RNA of Sebastes umbrosus (honeycomb rockfish), 1522 nucleotides long. RefSeq names its product ankyrin repeat domain 16 (gene ankrd16). The coding region runs from base 294 to 1400 and encodes 368 amino acids. The record is from RefSeq and is a predicted model, not a curated record. The transcript has 7 exons. NCBI's taxonomy places the organism in Eukaryota, Metazoa, Chordata, Actinopteri, Perciformes, Sebastidae. Gene Ontology annotation, molecular function: protein binding.